Molecule: messenger RNA, 894 nt
Organism: Ostreococcus tauri
Lineage: Eukaryota; Viridiplantae; Chlorophyta; Mamiellophyceae; Mamiellales; Bathycoccaceae
Product: unnamed product
Exons: 1
Coding region: 1-894 (297 amino acids)
Source: RefSeq, a predicted model, not a curated record
AUGGCUCGACAUCACGCGCGCGCGCGCGUGGCGAGCGCGGUGCGGGACGCGAUGAUGGAAAACGUGGCGAAAAUCGGCGCCCCAACACCAUCCGACGCGCAGGUGGAGAACAUGAAUAAGAUGUCGCCGAACGAGCGAUUCGAGACGAUGUGGGAGGAUCACGCGUUUACGAUGACGCUCGCGACGAUGGCUCUGCCGUUCGGAAUUUUCUUCGCCGUGUUCGGGCGUAAGCACCACACGAGACUCACGCUCGCCCUCACCGGCGUCAUCUGCGCUUGGCUCGGUUUGAUGGGUCUCGAGACGGUGAGGAACUCGCUCGAGAGCGUCUCCGACCAUCUGACGAUCCCGGACACCGAUAUGCUGAACUACGGCGUCGCUGCGGUGUGUGGCUUGAUCGGGGUGAGUGUGAUGAUGAGCAUCUAUAAGCUUCUCGGCUUGGUCAUCGGCGUCUCGUGCGGUUGGUUGGUGAACUCGCUCGCUGAAAGCUACAUCGAUUACGACUUCGAUAUGAUGUGGACCGCCGGCUUUUACGCCGUCGGUGCCGUCUUGGGUUGGGUGUUCGUGUCGCCGUUCAUCAUGGACAAGAUCGGCAUCGUGUACGCCAUCAUCGGCGGUGGCUUGAUCGCCACGAGCGGCUCUCUCUUCUUGUGGCUCGGCGGCGUCGUUGAAUCUCCCGACCUCUGGCCGAUCGAUUUGACCAAGUCGGGUGACGCCGAGGUCCAGCUGAACCGCGCGCACUUCGACUUCCAGGAUUACACCAACUAUUAUUCCAUCGCCAUCGCGCUCGUGUUCGUGUACAUCGGUUUGUGCACCGGCGGCCGCGGCAAGAAGGGCCCCGACGAGACGUCUCCGCUCCUGGGAGACGCCGAAAAGGGGCAAGCAGAGAAGAAGUGA